CACAGCAAACGAAACUCGACGGAUAGAAAUGCGGACCCUCUUUAUUGGUCCGAGAUUCUCAGUCACUUUACUGGAGCUGAUGUCACUGGUCCUCUUGGCUCAAUUUGUAAAUGUCCUGACACAGAGGACAGAGCCUGGAGUCAGCACUGAGGCUUCAUCCACCAGGUGUACUCUGCUGGGUACGCCACGUUCACCGGCGUUCUCAAAGGAUGGGGAGUUUAUUAUCGGAGGGGUUUCCUCUAUUCAUUACCAGCUUUACACAGUGAUUUAUAAUUACACCACCAAGCCUGAGCCUCCGAGAUGCACAGGGAGCUUCAAUGCCCGGGGGCUGCGCUUCUUCCGCACAAUGAUCUUUGCCAUUGAGGAGAUAAACAACAGCACAGAGCUGCUGCCGGGAAUCAAACUCGGAUAUCGUCUCUUUGAUUCCUGCGUCUCGGUGCCUGUCUCGGUGCAUGUUGCUUUUCAGCUGGCAAACGGUCAGGAUCCUGUGGUUUACGUAGGAGAUAAUUGUUCUCAGUCUGGAGUGGUGGUGGCUGCUGUGGGAGACUCUGGAUCCACUCCAUCCAUCAGCAUGUCACGCAUCAUGGGGCCCUUCAACAUUCCUCUGGUGAGCCACUUUGCCACUUGUGCCUGCCUUUCAGACAAACAACAAUUCCCGACUUUUUUCAGAACAAUUCCCAGUGACCAUUACCAAGCUGACGCGUUGGCCAAACUGGUGAAACACUUUGGUUGGACGUGGAUAGGAGCCGUCCAUUCAGACUCAGAUUAUGGAAAUAAUGGCAUGGCCUCUUUUCUAGAAGCAGCACUCAGAGAGGGGAUCUGUGUGGAGUACAUUGAAUCCUUUUUUAGGACCAACCAACAGAGCAAAAUCAGAAGAGUUGCAGACGUUAUCCGUAGAUCCACAGCAGUGGUUGUGGUGGCAUUUACAGCCUCUGGUGAUAUGAAAGUCCUACUAGAAGAACUGGCUCGGGAUCCUCCUCCACCUCGUCAGUGGAUCGGGAGUGAAUCUUGGGUAACAGAUCCACUCUUGAUGAGCUUCAGUUUCUGUGCGGGAGCCAUUGGAGUUGCCAUUCAGAAGUCUGUCAUCCCAGGUCUGAGAGAUUUCCUCCUGGAUCUCUCUCCCUCUGAAGCGGCUGCCUCCCCACUGCUUACUGAGUUCUGGGAGGAUGCAUUCAACUGCAGCCUGACAACAACUGCUGAUCCAAACAAGCGAGGAUGUGACGGAACUGAAGAUAUUAAAAUGCUAAAAAGCCCGUACACUGACACGUCUCAGUUAAGGAUUUCUAACAUGAUGUACAAGGCUGUUUAUGCAAUAGCACAUGCCAUUCACAGUGCAGUGUGUCAGAUAACAAAUACAGCCAUACACUGUGACAACCACAUCAAAUUGGAGCCAAAACAGGUUUUUAUUGAAUUGAAGAAAGUAAACUUCUCCAAGAAUGGCUAUCAUGUCUCAUUUGAUGCUAAUGGAGACCCUGUGGCUUUUUAUGAGCUGGUGAACUGGCAGAAAAGUGAGAGUGGAGUCAUUGAACUGGUAACAGUGGGAUAUUAUGAUGCAUCACUGCCAAAGGGCCAGGAGUUUCGUAUCAACAGAAACUUAACCUGGUUGGAUGGGAGAAAAGAAGUUCCAGUGUCAGUUUGCUCAGAGAGUUGUCCUCCAGGAACUCGUAAAGUGUUGCAGAAAGGAAAACCAAUCUGCUGCUAUGACUGUAUACCAUGUCCUGAAGGAGAGAUCAGUAAUAUGACAGAUUCUCUCGAGUGUUUCCCAUGCCCCAGAGAGUUCUGGCCAAAUGCAAACAGAGAUGCUUGUUUUCCCAAACCAGUUGAGUUUCUUUCCUAUGGUGAAGUCCUGUCAAUCAUCCUGGCUGCAUUUUCUGUUAGUGGAGCCUUUCUGGCCAUCAUUACGGCAUUAAUUUUCUUCCAUCACAGAACAACUCCAAUUGUCAGAGCCAACAACUCUGAGCUGAGCUUCCUGCUGCUCUUCUCUCUGACUCUGUGUUUCUUAUGUUCACUAACUUUCAUUGGAGCCCCCUCUGAGUGGUCCUGCAUGCUGCGGCACACAGCGUUUGGCAUCACAUUUGUUCUCUGUAUCUCCUGUGUUCUUGGGAAAACUAUAGUGGUUCUAAUGGCCUUUAAAGCUACACUUCCUGGUAGUAAUGCUAUGAAAUGGUUUGGUCCUCCACAGCAAAGAAUGACUGUAUUGUCAAUCACCUUUAUUCAGGUUAUAAUAUGUAUCAUUUGGUUGGUUGUGAGUCCUCCCUUCCCAGUGAAAAAUCUGACCACCUACAAGGAGAAGAUCAUCCUGGAAUGUGCGUUAGGCUCUGCUGUUGGUUUCUGGGCUGUGCUCGGCUACAUCGGCCUGCUGGCUGUGUUUUGCUUUGUGUUAGCUGUUCUAGCUCGGAAACUACCUGAUAAUUUCAACGAAGCCAAGAUGAUAACCUUCAGCAUGUUGAUAUUCUGUGCAGUCUGGAUCACCUUCAUCCCAGCUUAUGUCAGCUCUCCUGGAAAAUUUACUGUGGCUGUGGAGAUAUUUGCUAUUCUGGCCUCCAGUUUUGGACUGAUACUGUGUAUAUUUGCUCCAAAGUGUUUUAUUAUUUUGCUGCGGCCUGAAAAAAACACCAAGAAAAGUUUGAUGAACAAGAAUUGAUGGUCAAUUGCUAGAAGAUUGGUAGAAAAGUGACAAGAAAGUUUAUUAUGAAUACACCUAAACAUUUUGGUCAGAUGUAUUUAAAAAAAACUUUCAUAGUUUAACAUUAGAUAACAAUAUGGAGCAGUCUUUUAAUAAUUUUCUUCUUAUGCUGAUAUUAUGAUUUUGUCAUCUAUAUUUUUUUGCUUUUUUCCCCCCCAAAACUUUAUUUUUCUUUUCCCCUAAAGUAUAUUUGUGGCUAAAUCCAGUUCACUAUUUUAGCACUGUUGCAUUUUCAUAGAUUGUCAAACAUUUCUGAUAAUACACAUACUAAAACUUGAAAAAGUACUUUGCUAUGAACAACUACUGUAUGUGUUCAUGUAUUUUGGGGAAAAAGUUAUCAUUAUUGGAGAUAAGACAAACUUUAUCUUCUGAAUCUUUGCAAUUUGUUUUCUAUUAGUUUUAGCUGUUAAAUAACCCAAUCAUAGCUCUCAAUGCUAUAAAUUAAUUUUGGAGUUUUCUUGAGAUUGACAAUAAAUCAGUUCUAUUAUCAUAUUGUGAUAAUUGCUAGGGGAAAUCUGCUUUUUAUUUUGGCUUCUAAAAUAAAAUAAUAUUCUUUCAAUCUGACUUUUUUCUCUUCAGUUCAGUUUAAUCUUCCACUAUCAUUGUGUUUCAAAAUAGUUAAAUCUUUGUAAUUUUGUGAAGGGUUAUGUGGCAACAUGCAGACUAAUUGUAAUAGUGUACUUUAAUGUCACUUGGAAACCACUUGUUCAUGCUAAAUUAGAAACGACAUUUGACAAAUCAUUUAUUAUCAUUGUUUACUUUGUAACUGUUUUACUAAAAAAAAUAGUGUGAUGAAAACAUAUGAUUACGUUGUUAUAAAUAAACUUUUCUGCAAUCCUGUCAAUAGCUUCUAAAUGUUGUAAAAAACACAAAAAUCAGCUAAUUUGGGAGGAGAUAGAAACGGAUGGAACAGUACAUGAUAAAAACAGAUUUAGUUGGUAUUGAGAUCAAAAUGGACAAACCUGAGCAUUAUACUCAGGUUUGUCCAUAAUAUUUGGGCUUUCAGAUGGAUUAGAAACGACUGAUGUGUAACAUGUGUCUAUAGCAAGUUGAUGAAAUUCUGUUCCUGAUUUUUCUCACCAGUAUAUCCAAUAACAAUGUAUCACACUCUGUCUGUCUGUAUGUGUUCAGAUGAUGUUAUAUUAUUGACUCAGUCAAAAAACGAGUUUGU
Molecule: messenger RNA, 3857 nt
Organism: Xiphophorus hellerii (green swordtail)
Lineage: Eukaryota; Metazoa; Chordata; Actinopteri; Cyprinodontiformes; Poeciliidae
Product: extracellular calcium-sensing receptor-like
Exons: 8
Coding region: 29-2644 (871 amino acids)
Biological process (GO): G protein-coupled receptor signaling pathway
Cellular component (GO): plasma membrane
Molecular function (GO): G protein-coupled receptor activity
Source: RefSeq, a predicted model, not a curated record